Drosophila miranda is the source of this 12018-nucleotide messenger RNA. It is a transcript of the gene rno, whose product is annotated as PHD finger protein rhinoceros. Gene Ontology annotation, biological process: regulation of transcription by RNA polymerase II. The coding region runs from base 1164 to 11339 and encodes 3391 amino acids. NCBI's taxonomy places the organism in Eukaryota, Metazoa, Arthropoda, Insecta, Diptera, Drosophilidae. The record is from RefSeq and is a predicted model, not a curated record. The transcript has 7 exons.
UAUACGCAAAGAUGGAGUCGAAAAUUUAUAAUGGCGACAAAUCUGUGAAAAUCUUGUAAAUAAUCAUAAAAAUUGCAUUGUCCCCAAAAAUGCAAAUGCAAUAACGUGAAACGUGAGUGUAAAAUAAAUGCUACGUAAAAUUGGUUGAACCUGUGCUGUUUUCGCACAGUAACAAGUGCCUCGCGUGUGUGUCUGCGGCGGCAAAAAACCCAAAUGUAAAAAUAUAUAACAAAAUUCAGUUCACAUAGGCCAAUACAAAAGUAGUGAUACAUGUGUUUAAUUUAUUGUAUCAGGAACCGUGGUACAAACUAUCCCAUCUAAAGUGUGCCAUCAUCAAUAACAAAUGCUUUUGUGACAAUAAAAAGGGGGAAAAAGUGCAAAAAAAACCUAUGAUUGCUUACAGGCAGAAGAGAGGAAGAGGAGGAUGGUUGGCUGCCAAGUAGAAGCUGAUAAAUGCAACACGCGCGCCACCUGCUUGCCUCCCGCUCGCACUCAUAGACAGAGUAAGCGCGCCCUUAAAACGAGCGUGCUGUGUGGGAGCGAGAAGGCGUGAGUGCGUGUCAUAGCAGCUAAACAAUAUCCGAUAGCUUAAGCGUUUUUCUAUAUUUUUUGUGUAUUUUUGGUGUAAAGGAUGGACAAAAAAUGGUUAAAUCCUUAUUAAUAGGCAGAGCCUACUUGCAAAAAACCUAAAAUUUUAAUGUCUUUAUAUUUCUGAACAUCAGACGAGCAGCAUAAGCGUGGCAAUUAUCUGAAUAAAUUAAGCAAAACACAAACACAGAAACGCACAAAGUGUGUGCAAAACAACGAACAAAACAAACCGAAGCAAACGAACGGGACGGGAGAAGACAAGCGGAGCGGGAAUAAGAUAACUCGCCUGUAGAGGAGUGCUGAGCACACAGGACUGCAAAGUGGCGUCGCUACUGAAGAUUAGGGCUGGGGCAGCAGCGGCGUCCAUGUCCAAGGGGCGGCACAACAAUAACCACUAUUGCACCACUACCAGGAGAGCGCAGCAACAGCAGCAGCCGGUGUGGUGUCGCCAACUGUGGCCUUAAGCAUGUAGUCUUGAAGCAAGAACCCGUUCUCUGACCAAGCACAAGAUACGAGGGAGAAGAAGUAAAUCAAAACAGCAGAAACACACAAAACCAACUCGACACCAAUGAAAAAUGUCACAAAGAGGUAAGCGCGGUAAUCAACAUCAUCAUCAGUCGCAUCAUCCGCCGCCGCAGCAGCAACAGCGUAAGGAUGUUGAGCCGCAGCCGCCCCCCACCAAACGGCGUAAAGGUAGACCGCCCAAUGGGGCAACAACAGCAGCGGCAGCAAUAGCAGCAGCAGCGGCAGCAGCAGCAGCAGCGGCAGCGGGAACAGCAACAGGAGGAGAUCGAGUUCCAGUUAUACCAUCGAGUAACAGCAAAAAUGAGGUGGAACAGGAGCUGGAUAUUGGUGGAGGAGGAAGUGGACUACUUGGAGCCGCCAGCAGCAGCAGCAGCAUUACCAAAUCCAAGUCAACGAAGCUGGCCAAGUCGUCUAGUAAAAGCAAGUCGCAGGGGGCGAGUACGAGCAGCUCCUGGCAGGCACGGUCCGUGGCAGACAUUAAAAUGUCGAGCAUCUACAAUCGCAGCUCAACGGAGGCCCCAGCUGAACUUUACCGCAAGGAUCUCAUUAGCGCAAUGAAAUUGCCAGACUCGGAGCCAUUGGCCAACUAUGAGUAUUUAGUUGUUGCGGAUCAAUGGAAGCAGGAGUGGGAGAAGGGCGUACAAGUACCUGUCAACCCCGACUCUCUUCCCGAGCCAUGCGUUUACGUUCUGCCCGAGCCAAUUGUGUCCCCAGCCCACGACUUUAAGCUUCCGAAAAAUCGCUAUCUGCGCAUUACCAAAGACGAGCACUAUUCGCCGGAGCUGCAUUGCCUGACGAAUGUCGUUGCCUUGGCGGAGAACACCUGUGCCUACGACAUAGAUCCCAUUGACGAGGCCUGGCUGCGGCUCUACAAUAGCGAUCGUGCCCAAUGCGGUGCUUUCCACAUAAACGAGACGCAGUUCGAGCGCGUCAUUGAGGAGCUGGAGGUUCGUUGCUGGGAGCAGAUUCAGGUCAUUCUUAAGCAAGAGGAAGGCUUGGGCAUCGAGUUCGAUGAGAACGUCAUCUGCGAUGUUUGCCGGUCCCCCGACUCCGAGGAGGCCAACGAAAUGGUAUUCUGUGAUAAUUGCAAUAUCUGUGUGCAUCAGGCUUGUUACGGCAUUACAGCAAUCCCAUCAGGUCAAUGGCUAUGUCGCACCUGCUCCAUGGGCAUAACGCCUGACUGCGUGCUCUGUCCGAACAAGGCUGGUGCCAUGAAGUCCAACAAAUCGGGCAAGCACUGGGCACACGUCUCCUGCGCCCUGUGGAUACCAGAAGUCAGCAUUGGAUGUGUGGAUCGCAUGGAGCCCAUAACAAAAAUCUCAAGCAUUCCUCAAUCGCGUUGGUCUCUGGUCUGCGUGCUCUGCCGCAAGCGCGUGGGCAGCUGCAUCCAGUGCUCGGUGAAGCCCUGCAAAACAGCCUACCAUGUGACCUGCGCAUUCCAGCACGGCUUGGAGAUGCGGGCCAUCAUCGAAGAGGGCAAUGCCGAAGAUGGCGUCAAGUUGCGUUCCUAUUGCCAGAAGCACAGCAUGAGCAAGGGCAAGAAGGAGAACGCUGGCGGUGCAAGUGGGGGAGGCAGUGCCUCGGUCACGAGUUCCAUGCACAAAGCGAACAAGUACGCCACGGGCACAGGCGACGGAGCAAACGAGGGCAGCAGUGCGUGCGGCAAGACAGGAGAGGAUCAACGCAGGCGUAAGAAUCAUCGAAAGAACGACAUGACCUCCGAGGAGCGUAACCAGGCAAGAGCUCAGCGUCUACAGGAGGUGGAGGCGGAGUUCGACAAGCAUGUGAACAUCAAUGACAUCAGCUGUCAUCUGUUCGAUGUGGACGACGAUGCCAUUGUGGCCAUAUACAAUUACUGGAAGCUGAAGCGGAAGUCGCGCCACAAUCGGGAGCUGAUACCGCCCAAGUCCGAGGACGUGGAGAUGAUAGCCCGCAAGCAGGAGCAGCAGGACUUGGAGAACCACAAGCUGGUGGUUCACUUGCGGCAGGAUCUGGAGCGAGUUCGCAAUCUCUGCUACAUGGUUAGCCGGAGGGAGAAGCUGUCGCGCUCCCUCUUCAAGCUACGCGAGCAGGUCUUCUACAAGCAGCUGGGAGUGCUCGACGAGACGCGCCUGGACAAGCCGCAGCAGAAGCAGGACGAUAAGCAGCGUCCCGCCUUGGACAUGGACGCUGUCAUCUAUGCCAACGAUGGGCCCACGUUGUACGAUCGCUUCUACAGCUCGGCUGGAGGACAAACUGUGCCGGCACAGUACCAGAAUCUGGAGUACGUCCUCGAGCAGCUCAUGGGCAAGCUACAGAGUGGCAAGCAGGGGCGUGGACGUGCCUCCCAGUCCCCCAACAAGCGUAAGCAGGUGGCCAAAGCUUCCCCCACCAAGAAGCUCAACAAUGGCGCCAUUACCUCCCGCACAUCUUCUCCAGAGAAGCCGGCAGCGAUGGGCAAGGUGCCAUCCACAUCCACCUCCAUCGCCACCGCUACCACCGCUGCCAAAGUGCGGGGUGCGCCGCCUGGGAAGCCUCCUGCAGGGAGGCGUGCCUCGAAGAGCGGCGCGGCGACGGGGACGUCGACCCACAAUAAAACCCAAUCGCAAUCGCAUUCCCACAUCCGGAGCAGUGCGUCCUCCCAUACGUCAAGCGGCAGUUCAUCAUCGGGUGAUUCCAGCUCGCCGAACGGCACCAGCAGCUCCGACAGUUCCUCUGCAAGCGAUUCGGGCAGUGAGAGCGGAAGCUCAAGCGCGGCCAGCGGAAUCUCAAGGCGAAAAUCCACCACAGGGAGUCCUCUCAAAAAGCAAAGCUACGCCCGCUCCGUGGAGCAGCGACAGAAGCAGCGCCAGCGGCGUCAGAGUGAGGCGGCUGCGGGUGCGUCUGCGGCGUCUCCGAACUCAAGAUCUGCCACCAGCUCCAGCGAAGAUGAGGAUGAGCAGCAGAGGCGGCGGCAGGAGCCGGAGCGUGAGCGAGAGCGAGACGGCCGCGGACGUGGAGCAAUAUGCAACAAAACAGUACCUAACAGAACCCAGCCAACUAAGUCAAAGCAGAGCACUCAAGCAGAUGCAGGAUCAGGCGCAGGAACAGGAACAGGAGCCGCAGUCGAAACGGGUGCGAGAAGAAAACUGUCUACAAACACACGAGGACUGGCUCAGAUGCACAAAGAUGCCGAGGAGAGCUUGUCGAGCGAUGAAAGUGAAGAGCUGCUGCCUCUGAAGAACGAACGGCAACGCGAGGCCGCCUUAUCGUCGGGACUGGCGGCGUCUGGCCCGACCACCGGAGGCCGCAAGAUGGGGCAACACAUUUACUCCGACUCGGAGAGUAGCUCCUCCUCCAACGAGAAGGAGCUGGAAGAAAUAACCGCUGUCGAGAGCAACGUCAGCGACUCGCAGAACCAGCAGACGAUACGAACGAAGGCGGCCAUGAAGGAGUUUGUGCCAGGGACAGCUGCGACAACGACUCAAUCAGUCUCGAGCGCCACAGCCGCUGCCAGCAAAUUCACAAAAUCCACAAAGGAGGCAAAAGAAGGAGCCAGCAGUUGCAAGGCGAACUCCAACGUCAAGUUGCCAUAUCCAGCGGAUCUUCUCGUGGUUCCACAGCGCCAGGCGGCCAAGAAGGCAUCCGAAAACAUGCGCUCCACGAAUCUCGCCGCAACGCUGCAGCCAGAUGCCGCGGAUAGAAUGCGGGAGCCGGAAAGCCACCCGGCCACCACGAUUGCCAAGAACAAGCUGAAGGACUCUGGCUCGAAGCAAGCGACGGAGGCGGACAAAUUCGGAGGUGGAGACAAGGUGCGAUCCAAAGAGCAGUCCAAGUCCACGGCGAAGUCGGCUGGAGAAGCGAUAGUGGAACGUGGAAAGCGUGGGAGACCGCCCAAGGUGCCGAGAGAGCCCCCUGCCCCCUCCACCAGCAGCACCGAAAAAGAGAAACCACCUCCGCCUGCCGAAGCAAAGUCCACUGCUCCUGCCGCAAAGCCUACCGCGGCCAAGACCAGUUUUGCUGUCUCCUAUGUGCCGCAGCGUCAGGCAGCCAAGAAGGCGGCGGAACAGCUGAAAAGCAGCAAGCCCCUGCAGGACACCACCUUCUCCACUGCGAACGAGUCUGCAGAGAAGGAGCCAGCGGCGACGACAGCGACAACGGCGGGGAUGACUACGCUAGGAGUAGCCACGAGUUCGCCGGCAAAGCCCUCGAGAAGAACUUCGCUGAAGGAAGCACCGAACACUCCAAAGGAAAGUUCUGCUAACCGAAGAAAGUCAAAGGAGGAGGCGGCAGCGAAAACGACAACACCGAUCAAGCGUCGGAUUGCGGCACCCAAUCUGUCCAGCUCCAGCUCCGGGGACAGUGAUAGCUCCAGUUCCUCCAGCAGCUCGGGGAGCAGCUCGAGCAGUGGCAGUGGCAGUGACUCCGAUAGCGACUCGCAGGCCAGCGAUGCAGAGAAACCAAGGCAAGCAGGCAAGGAGCCAGCUCCAAGCGCUGCUGCACCGUGCAGUACCGUGUCCUCCAAUGUGCCAAAGCGUUCACCGCGCAAAUCUGUGGACAAGCCUACAGCAUCGGCAGCAGCCGCAGCCGCAGCCGCAGCAGCAGCAGCAGCAGCAGCAGCAGCAGCAGCAGCAGCCGCCGCAACUCCCGCGCCGCCCCCGCCUCCACAGCCUCUAACUGCAAGGACACGUCAGAACUCCACCAACAAAUCGCCAAAGAGAGCACCCCAAAAGUCAGUGGCAACUGUUGACAUUCAGGACGAUGCCCAAAGCGCCCCCAAAACGCACUCCCAUCGACGCCAAUCCUCUCCAGACGAGGGAUCGAAGCAAGUCCAGUCGGAGCAAUUCACCAAAAGAGCAACACGUGGCUCCAAGUCCCGCCCUCCCUCGCCAGUAGUCAAGUCAUCGCCAGAGAAACAGACCGCCCGACGAAAGUCCCGAGCCGACGAGUCCCCCAAAAAGCUACCAAACCUGGAGCACGAAAUCAACCAGAGGAAGGCGGCCAGCGGAAGGGCUACCAGCGCGUUGGACAAGAUGCUGGACAAGAAGCAGCAGCAAAUCAACAAUUCCACGCCAGCGUCGCCGCCCAGAAAGUCACUCACACCCACGCCCACGCCGCCUCCAGCUCGUUCGCCGCUGCCGGAGAAGCUCCAGCGGGAGCCCGAGCCAGUCGUCGAGCCCGAGGUGGAGACAGAGAUAGAGCCCGCAACGGAGGCUGGGGAGUUGCCCAUGGAUAUUGAUGAGGAGCUCACCACCGCUCCAACGCACACGCAGCUAUCGGCCAAUGCCAGCAAAUUGGCGGACAUCAUUGACGACGAGCGACCGCCUGCCGCUCCACUUCCUGCCUCGCCCACACCCACGCCCACCUCCAACGACGAGUUGUCGGAUGCCGGCAGUGAUCUCAGCGAGCGGUGUCGCAGUCGCUGGCGCUCGAGGCGUAGGAGGAGGAGACGUAGCCACGAGCCAGACGAAGAGCACACCCAUCACACGCAGCACCUCCUGAACGAGAUGGAAAUGGCCCGCGAGUUGGAGGAGGAGAGGAAGAACGAGCUGUUGGCGAAUGCCAGUAAGUAUUCGGCGUCAACGUCGUCUCCAGCAGUGACGGUUAUCCCACCCGAUCCCCCGGAAAUCAUUGAAUUGGAUUCGAACUCGGCAAACUCGGGAGGAGAUCAGCAGCAGCAGCAGCAACAGCAGCAGCAGCAGCCGUUGCCACAACAGUUGAUGGUACACUCGCCCUCAAGCGAGGUAGCCUCUACCAUUCAGCAGCAGCAGCAGCAGCCCCCGCCUUCGCAUCAGACCUUAAUCGACCAGUUGCCUGUGGAACACAUGGCCCCAGUGCUGACAACCGGUCCAGCGGCCCCUUGUGUCCUAGAGCCGAUUGUGGACACCAUUCUAGAGAUGGAGGACAGCAAAUUUGCGAAUAACUUUGCCUCGAGCCUAGCCAGCGUACUGAAUCCACCCAAUCCCGGGCAGAUGAGUCUCCUUGGAUCGAGCCUGGACAGAGGCGAGCAGAUCUCCGAGGAGGAUAGUAUCCAGGCCACACGAAAUCUCCUGGAGAAAUUACGCAAGACCAAGCGGAAGCCCCAGGACGACUGCUGCUCGAAGGAAGCCGUUGACUUGUUGCCCCCAACGCCAGCCAUACCGUCGGUGUUCCCCUUCCACAAUGCUGCUGACCCCGAGGAUAUUAUUCACGCCCAGAAGGAGCAGCAGCAACAACAACAGCAGCAACAGCAACAGCAGCAGCAGCAGCAACAACAGCAGCAGCAACAAAGCUGUCUAUAUGGCAACUCCUCGGGACCGAACUCUGUGGCUUCCCUGACGAUCAAGGACUCGCCGAUGACAGCCAACAGUGGAAGCUAUGCCAACAGCUUAACGAACACUCCGAAUGCCACGCCCACGAACGCCACAAUGGGCAACAAUCUGGGAGCAAGCGGUGGCUACCAGGUGAACUUUGGCAACUCCCAGCAGGCGCCGCCCCUGAGCUGCUUCCUUGAAAAGUCGCCCCACCAGAAGGGAGGCUGUCCGCUCUCCAACAACGGCGGAGCAGUCCCGGGGGCCACUCCAGACUUUGUGGACCUGGCUGCAGCGGCCGUGAAGAAUAGUCUCGGAAGCUACCAAGCCGGAGCACCGGUUCCGGCCCAGUCCGGGACAGGAAGCAACAGCAACAAGCUCAGCGACUACGACGAGAACACACGCAUGCAGUCGCCCUUCGGCAGGAUGCAGCGCUGGAACGAAAACGAUCUCAUAGCAGCGCGGCGCAGCAGCUCCCCCAGCUCUGUCUCGGAGUCCAACGACCAGCCGCCAGCAACUGUGGCUGCCCGCAACAUAUCGCAGCUGGAGGGAUGCAAGACCUUCUUCAACAGCUACGCCAGUGGCAAUGGUGGCGGCGGGAGUGCUGUCAAUCCCACAGCCCCCUACAGUCAUGCUCCCCUGGUCAAUGGCAUUGACGGCAUGUCCAUGUUCAGCAACGCAGCGGCUCCGCAGCAACAAACAACGCCGACCCACCAGCAGCAACAGCAACAGCAGCAACAGCAGCAGCAGCAGCAGCAGCAGAGGACGCCGAAUAGUCAAUUCAACGGAGGAAUCUAUCCCCAGCUGGCGGUGAUGAUGCACACUCAGUCAACGACAACGGAAUCGACUCCGAGCUUGUACGGCAAUGGUGGAGUGGGCGUGGUGCCUGGUGUUGGUGUGGGUGUGGGAGCUGUGCCGACAACACUGCCACUGGCACCCCCACCACAAGCACCCCAGUACUCUGGGACGCCGUACACGACGCCCAGCCUGGGAAUGCUGCCCGUUCAGCAGCAGGCUGUUGUUCCGCCCGUGCAAGUUUCGACUACCCCGAACCAUCAGUUUGCCCUGGCCUCGCCGGUAGACGGAAAGAUUCCCGCCUACCCUGCCCAUCCGGCUCACCCAGCCCAUCCCGCCCAUCCUGCCCAUCCUGCCCAUCCAGCUCAACUGCUUAGCAGUUGCGUGGAGGCAGCGGUUGUGUCGAUGAUGCCGCCAACGACACCGGUGGCCGUGGCAGCCAAAGAGUCGCCGAACAAGAGGAGCAGCGCCAACAGCGGGAGUGCAGCGAAGAAGCAGACAAACAAAUCCCCACAACUGCCACAGGGGAAAUCUCCUGGAAAGUCGCCCAGGCAACCCGUGCAGCCGCAGCCGCCGACGCCUCCUGCGCCCGCUCCGGCCGUGGCUCUGCCGCCAUCUAAGUACGAUCCACUGACACACACGAUUCAGGGCAAGCCCCGACAACGCGCCCCGAGGGGAAGUGGCGGCUCCGGGGCUCCUGGUAGAGGCAGGGGACGAGGCAGAGGACGAGGUCGCGGGGCAGGGGCUGCCAGUGGAAUGGCCAUGCCCCUUCCGCCGCCCAUGUCGGAUUACGGAAGCAACACGCACAUAGUCAACAACCUGGUGGGCACGCCCUUCGAGUUCAACAACUACGACGACGACAUCACGGGACCAGGAGUGGAGAAUCUGCAGUCGCUGAGGGAUCGGCGCAGAAGCUUCGAGCUGCGAACACCGCGAGGACAGCCCAAGCCCACGCCAGCGCCCACUGCAGCGACGACAACGAAUCCGCUGCUGCAUCCCGUGCUGCCAGGGCCCGUGGACAUGAGGACCUACAAUCUCGGAUUUGAGGCUCCGCAUAGCACGGCCUCCCAGGAGGCCUACCAGAACAACCUCCUGGGAGCCUUCGACUCCGGCACCGCUGACCAAACGCUGAGCGAGUUCGACGAGGAAGAUGAACGCCAGUUCCAGUCGGCCCUCAGGGCGACAGGGACUGGCACCUCGCCCAGCAAGCACCCAGCGGUGUCGGCAGCGCCAGUCGCUCCUGCUUCAGCUCCAGCUGCAAACUCUCAACCGCCCGCGAACCUGCUCCUGCACUCGACAGAGGCCAAUCAGAUGGCACCCAGUGUCGCUGCCACAGGAGGCGCCACCCACCUGAUGGAGGGAUCGUUGGUUGAGGCUUCCCUAGAGGCAACCUCGGAGGAGGUCUCAAUAGACUCGGACACGACGAUUAUGAACAGCAAAACGUCCAUUUGCGAUGCCCGCAACCAGCUGAAGCUGAAGAUCAAGAGCCCCUUGGCGUACUCCGGGGAGCACUACGGCGCGAUGGCGAACAGCCUGAGCAGCAGCCUGAGCCUCUCCAGCAGCACUCUGGUGCAGUCCUCGAGUGCUGUGCAAACCACGGUGUCCACCUCCACGGUGGUCAGUGCUUCCUCCGUGGGGAGCGGCAACUCGCGACGAAUGCGAAAGAAGGAGCUGCUCAGCCUGUACGUGGUGCAGAAAGACAACCUCAACGACGACAGCUCCUGCGGGCUUCCUGCGGCCUCCGACAGCCUUCCCCUGGGCCCCGACUUCUUGCGCAAGUCUGAGGAGGAAGAGGAUGUGUCCACCGGCAAUGGCAACGGGUCCAAAAGGUUCAAGAAGAACUCCAGCAGCAGGGAACUGCGCGCUCUCGACGCCAAUUCAGUGCUGGCGGAGGACCAACAGCUCGCAGGCGCUUCGGGCGGCGGAGCAGGAACGGCGUCUGGCGAUGGAAGACGUCGCAGCGCGUGCAGCUCGGGAAGCAACAACGACAACAACGGCAAGACCGGCGCGGCCACCAGUGCAGGUAAGCGUCGAGGACGGAGCAAGACCCUCGAGAGCAGCGAAGACGAUCAUCAGACGCCCAAGCUGAAGAUUAAGAUCCGGGGCUUGUCGGGCAGCGAGGCAGUCGCGUCUGCGGGCAUUUCCAAUGCGGGCGACAGCAAGAGCUACAGCUAUGAGAUGACCCGCAGGGCCUGUCCUCCCAAGAAGCGCCUGACCAGCAACUACAGCACACCCACGCUGGAGGAGAUCAAGAGGGACUCCAUGAACUAUCGUAAGAAAGUCAUGCAGGACUUUGACAAGGGCGAGGAGAACAACAAGCAGGAUAGCUCCGGCCUACCUCUAGAUGGGGAAGCCCUGAUGCCGCAGCCUCCCAGCAAGCGGCCCAAGUCGUCAAAGCCGAAGAAGGACAAAAAGGAGAAGAAACGUCAAAAGCAGAAGCAGCUGAUCUUGAACAGUAGCUCAGCCACCACCACGAUGACCACCACGUUGAUUGAGAACACGGCCAGUGCCUCUCCAGGCGAUAAGCCAAAGCUGAUCUUACGAAUCAACAAGCGCAAGACCGAGACGUCGACGAAAAUCACGUGCUUGGAGCAGCCACCGGUGAACGAGGCACCGCUGCGCCUGAAGAUAGCUAGAAACUUGUCGGGAGGAGGCUAUAUCAUCGGUGCUAAGGCUGAAAAGAAGGAAGAUCCGCCACCGGAUCCCCCACCAGAUCCAAACCAGCCGAAUGUGUCUCCAGCUAACGAGCUGCCGCUGAUGGCUCCUCUCGGGGAGACAUCGCCCCAAGGGCUGCUUCUCAACAGCUUUACGCCGCAUUCCCAGAAUGCGAAUGCCUCCCCAGCGCUGCUAGGCAAGGACAGCGGAACCCCGUCGCCGCCCUGUUUGGUAAUCGACUCCAGCAAGAGUGCCGAUGUGCAUGACUCCACCUCGCUGCCGGAGAGCGGCGUGGCUGCCAUGGGUGUGCCUGCCUCCCUGGUAGGUGCCACCACCCCGUUGUGCGUGAACGUUGGGAACUAUGAGAACAGCAACAACUCGUUGCCAUCGGCCAGCGGCACCGGGUCGGCAUCCAGUAACUCCUGCAACAGCAAUUCGAACAACAACAACAAUAACGGCAGCGGAGGAGGCGCAACCAGCGGAGGCGGCAGUUUGCUUCCAUUGAAAAAAGACUGUGAGGUUAGAUGAUAAUCAUAAAAGAGCGAGAGAAUCGCUUACACGUGUGUGUUUUCUAUCAGUUCCAUUCAUUUCAUUUUCCCCUUGUGUCCCUUUGUGUGAUUCCUCUGCCCCUGGCACUGGCCCUGCCCCUUUUGUUGUAAAUGAGCAUUAGUUUCCUCUCCUCCCGUUCCCUACCAUGCCCCUCGCAAACAUUAAAUUGUACAGUUAGUUUGUAAGCCUCCUUCCUCCUUCCUCCCUUCUACCUUCUACCCUAGCCCUCUACUCCUUUACUCCUUUACUCCUCUGUCUGUAACACGUUUGUUGUAAUCGCAUGAGCGUAAACAAGAUAUUAUCAAUAUAUAGAUCCAUGUCUAUAUAUAUAUAUAUAUGAUGAUGAUGAUACCAAUACAUAUAUAUAUAUAUAGCAUUAUGUAUACUAAGGCCUCACUGCAGGAAACAAGUAAAGCUAAUUGUACAUUUUUUAGUAAAAGCAGAUUAUACUUUUAAGGUUUUGUAAAUUUCUGUAUUAAAGUUAAAAAACAAAACGCAAAUCGCAAAACGCAAAACGCAAAAGAAUGUGUAACCUAUAAAUCCAAAAAUGCUCUCGGUUUAGGUUUACGAAUGCCUCCAUUCACCCAAAAAUCCUUCCACUCCUACUCACUCAAAUGAUCGAUAAAACCAAGCAUAUGCAUAUAUAUAUAUAUAUAUA